AUGGAAUCAGAACCGUCCCUUGGCGCUCUCCUCAAGGCUAUCACAGCCCUCACAGCCCAAGUUGGGUCCCUCCAGGACCAAAUCAAAGCCCAAGGCAAGCAAAUUACCCAGCUCACAGCCAUAUGCAAGGAGACCAACAACCUUGUUGGUGAUGUCCUAGACGUUUGUGACAAGGAUCAGGGCGGAGCCCAAACCAAGCCUGGCCCAUUGACUGGGCCCAUCACCCCUCCUACCCACUCAGGAGGGGAAGUCCACACUCCAGGCACGGUUAGGCCUGGACUCAAGGCCCUGUUCCGCCCCUCUAGAGGAACAGGUUACAGCUCAGAAGAGGAAGAGGAACCCAGGCAAGCCCCCAAGAAGGAGCCUUGCAACACGCCUAAGCAGAGCCUCAGCUCCCUCACUCCCUUUGACUCAGGGUCCAGCGUAAAGCGGCCCAAAAUGGAACUCCCCAACCCAUACAAAGGGGACUCCAGGGGAAGAAAGGCAACCCAGUGGCUGGAUUGCAUGCUGCUGUGGGUUGCGCUUCAUCAAGACCAGUUUGAUGAAGAAGAACAAAUGGUUGUAUGGAUACUAUACCAUAUGACUGACAAAGCUGCCAACUGGGCUCUUCCCAUCAUUGGGACCAUUAUCAAGGGCAAGGGAAAUCCCCCCACUACCAUCCCGGCCUUAACAGCCAAGUUCAAGGAGGCAUUUGCCAAUCCUGACGCCAAGAGGGCAGCCGCCAGGAAGAUAGCUGCGCUCACUCAGACAACCACUACAUCUGAGUACGUUACCAAGUUCUGCAAUCUCAUGGCAGAACUUGAUUGGAACAAGGAGGCAUACAUUGCCCAAUUCAUGUGUGGCCUUCACUGGAAGGUCAAGGAACUCCUGUCCACCAAGGACAACAUUCCUGACAAUUUGGAGGCUAUCUUUGCUGCCUCCAUCAAGAUCAACAACACUUGUUGGGAAAACAAGGAGAACCAACCAAAAAAGGCACCCGCCAAGUCCCUGGCCACCGUGGCCACUUCCACUUCUACCACCACUACAAGGGUUUGCCUAUUGGAGGACCCCAAUUAUGUUACCCCAGAGGAGAGGGACCGUUGCUGCGCAUUGGGUCUUUGUUGUGACCCAACUGUAAGGUUGGUCACACGCUAG
This is a messenger RNA of Rhizoctonia solani, 1134 nucleotides long. RefSeq names its product Retrotransposon-derived protein PEG10. The transcript has 2 exons. The coding region runs from base 1 to 1134 and encodes 377 amino acids. The record is from RefSeq and is a predicted model, not a curated record. Lineage: Eukaryota; Fungi; Basidiomycota; Agaricomycetes; Cantharellales; Ceratobasidiaceae.